AUGACAUAUGUUAAUACUCUUUUUUUUAAUGUCCUACUCUCUAUUCUUUCUCUCUCCUCUUCUUUGUCUUUCUUUGUCUUUAUUUUUUCCAUUCUUUCUUUGACUAUUAUACUCUCUAUUUUCUUUCUUUUUCCUCAUUCUCUUCUCUUUCCUUGUUACUCUUUCUUUAUCUGUAUUUUAUCCUUUUUUCUCACUCUUUCUUUUAUAAUCCAACUGUUUCCUGUUUUUCUUUCUUUUUUCUUCAUCUUUUUACUUCCUCUUUCAUCAUCUUUAUUUUACUCUCUUUUCUCAUUAUUUCUUUCUUUUAUUUAUAUUUUCUCUUUCUUUUACCAUCUUACUCUCUCUUUUCAUUCUUUCUCUCUCCUCUUUUCUCCUUGUUUUUUCUUUAUCACUAUUAUUACUUCUCCUUUUUCCAGUCUUUCUUUUACAACCCCACUAUUUACUAUUUUCAGUCUUUUUGCAUUAUUUUUUCUUUUCUCUUUAUCUCUCUUUUACUGUUUCUUACUCUCUCUCUCUUUCUUUCUCUUAUUGUUCUCUUCACUAUUUAUUUCUAUUUUUCUUUCUCUCUCAAUGUCUGCUUUUUGUUCUUCUCUUUUAUUUUAUUCUAUCUUUUCUUUUCUCACUCUUUCUUUGGCUAUCCAACUCUCUCUUUCCUUUCUAUCUUUUCUCUCCACUCCAUCUCUGCUCAUUUCUUCUCACCCUGUUUUAUCUUUAAUUCUUGUUACCUUUCCUUUUCUAUUUUUCUUUAUCUCUCUCCCUCUUUCUUUCUAUCUAAUUCUCACUUUCUCUAUUAAACUACUCUUCUCAUUAAUUCUUUUUCUUUUCAUUUAUCCAUUUUUUUUUUCUUCAACGGUCUUUUCUUACUUUCACUUUCUUUUUACUCCCUUUCAUUCAGUCUCUCUCCUUGCUUCUUCUAUUUGCCCUUAA
This is a messenger RNA of Acanthosepion pharaonis, 927 nucleotides long. The record is from the annotation of a GenBank genome assembly. NCBI's taxonomy places the organism in Eukaryota, Metazoa, Mollusca, Cephalopoda, Sepiida, Sepiidae.